This is a messenger RNA of Toxorhynchites rutilus septentrionalis, 1074 nucleotides long. RefSeq lists its product as uncharacterized. The transcript has a single exon. Lineage: Eukaryota; Metazoa; Arthropoda; Insecta; Diptera; Culicidae. Gene Ontology annotation, biological process: DNA integration. Gene Ontology annotation, molecular function: nucleic acid binding. The coding region runs from base 1 to 1074 and encodes 357 amino acids. The record is from RefSeq and is a predicted model, not a curated record.
AUGGAGCGGAUGAAAUCCCUAGCGAGGAGUUUCGUGUACUGGCCCAACAUCGAUGAUGUCGUCGAAGACUACGUCCGCUGCUGUAGAUCCUGUGCUGAAGCUGCUAAGUCACCACGCAAGACGGACCUGGAGUCGUGCCCCAUUCCAUCGAAGCCGUGGGAACGAGUCCAUAUUGAUUAUGCUGGCCCAAUCAAUGGAUACUACUACUUUCUGGUAAUCGACGCAUAUUCAAAAUGGCCAGAAAUCUAUCGCACUCGAAGCACAAGUACAACAAAGACAUUGGAGAUGCUAGACGAGAUAUUUGCAAGAUACGGCAAUCCCAAAACUCUCGUCUCGGAUAAUGGAUCGCAAUUUGUUAGCGCCAGAUUCAAGCAAUUCUGUGAAGAAGCUGGAAUCCCACUACAGUCUAAUGGACAGGCUGAGCGCUUUGUGGACACACUCAAGAGAGGACUCAAGAAGUUACGAGAGGGAGGAAAUCCAGCAACUUUCCGACAUUUUCAGACUUUCCUUUCCGUUUAUCGAUCCACGCCCAAUCGAAGUGCUCCUGAUCAUAAGUCUCCUGCAGAGCUUUUCCUUGGUAGAUCCAUCACUACUACUCUGGAUCUGCUCAAACCCCGGAAGACACCGACACCAGCUGUACACAGUAAGCAAAAUAACCAGUUCAAUCGACACCAUGGCACCGUCAAGAGAGAGUUCUGCACUAAUGAUUUGGUGUAUGCAGAGGUUCAUCAUCGCAAUCAAGUCUCCUGGGUUCCUGGCAAGUUGAUCGAGAAGAAAGGUUCCGUCAUGUAUGCUGUCCUCCUGGAAUCCGGUCGUCUUAUCCGUUCUCAUACGAAUCAGCUACGACAGCGUCAUCUGGAAUCCACUAGUGAUGCUACUGAGACAAGUUUGCCAUGGACUAUGCUGCUUGAGGAAUUUGGUAUGCAAGAUUUGUGUACCCCAUGCCCCAAUGAAACUGCCGAUCCUGAUUUGGAAAAAGCUCAACAACCACCUGAAGUACUGCCCGAGAUGCCACACUCAGGUCAAAAACCACCUGAAGUACCACCUCCUACCGAACCAACAUUGGAUCGAUAG